Phlebotomus papatasi is the source of this 7216-nucleotide messenger RNA. RefSeq lists its product as uncharacterized. The record is from RefSeq and is a predicted model, not a curated record. The transcript has 6 exons. Lineage: Eukaryota; Metazoa; Arthropoda; Insecta; Diptera; Psychodidae. Bases 4258 to 6261 code for a protein of 667 amino acids.
GGAAUAAUAUUAAGUAUUCGGAGCCAAAGUGAGUGCAUGUGAAACCUGAAAGCCUUCCGCUAAAUACAGGGUGGCCGGAAUAAAAUGCAACUAAAUUCAGAUCGGUAGGGAAAAGUGCCCAUGCUCUAUACGGUCCUAAGCUGCAUAAUGACUAAAUUUGCCCCAUGUCUCUGAAUAAAUGUGACUCUGCAAUAUAUUUUAAAAACAGGACACUAGUUUUUAAAAUAUAGGUGCGAUGAGUCACAUUUAUUGAAAAACGUAGGAAAAAUUUAGUCAUUAUAAAGCUUGGGACCGUGCAAAGCAUGGGCACUUUCCCCUAUAAUUAUCAAACCACUCGUGACCGCUUGCUUAUAGUUUGUAUAAUAGUAGUUCAUUUUAUUGGCUGAAAGCCUAUAUAAAAAAAUUGCGAAAUUUUUUUUAAUCAGUAAUAGAUUUUAAACGUGAUACGCGUGAUUGGGAAGAAAAGACACAAGCGGCUUUCAUUAACCUUUUAAGGACAAUUGGAACACCGGUGUCCCAUAAAGAAAAUAAUUUUUCCUGAAUACUUAAAGUUAUUUUUUUCUUAUGUCUAUUCAUAAUUGAAAAGUAGAAGGUUGAAGGAAUCUAGGAUAUAUUUUGCAAGUCUCUAGCUAUUUACUAUGUAGUAAAUAUUUAAGCUCAAAAAUGGCGAGUUUUAAAUUCUCAAAUUCAUAAUUGAUUUUAUUUAUUUUUUAUACUUCCAUUUUUUUUAAGCAAAACCCUUUUGGCAAUAUAAACUACAAUACUCAUACGUAAUAUUUUUCAUUAAAGCGAAAAAUAUUAUUCAUUCGUAUUGUCAGAAAAAUUACUUCAAUUUUUGGGCUAUUUUUGUCCCUAUCCGUUCAUAGAAGCAUAAAAUAUACCGAAUACAAAAUCAGGCUCUGUUGGACUUUCCAAGACUUUUAUCAUUGAUUAUAUUUUUCAGUUUAAUUUUUAUUCUUGAUUUUCAGUCCGUAAAAAGUGUCUCGUCGUUAAACGGUUUAAACCUUCAAAACCUAAAUGUGAUUGAUAAAAUCUUUUAUGUUUUAUGUUUAUUCCGACCACCCUAUAAUUUCACUAUCUUAUAUAGUUGUAGAAGUAAAGAAGUAAGUUAAUAACGACAAUAAUUUUGCUUAAUAUUGCUUCAAAGAGUUGCUUCGAAAUGCAUCAAAUAGCAUUUAACAAAUUUAAACGAUGGAUAUGUUAGAAAAAGGGUCUGAACCUUUUUCCCACGAUUUUUUUUUCAAUUAUCUCAACCAAUUAAAAAAAAUACUUUUUUUUAAAUUGUUAUGUUCUGUGGUUUUUUUCUUUGUAUUUUUAUGAAGUAGGGAAAAUAGGGUAGUAGUGUAAUUUAACAGCUGGUUGUUUCGUAUUGAUAAAAAAUAGGUCUUAAAAUACCCCUUUCCAACGUAGUUUGCAUUAUAAUACAAAAUAUUUAAAAACUAAGUACAGCAAUAUUGUUCCAUAGCUAAUUUAAGUUUGGCGUAAAAUGUUAGGGGUGUAGUUUCUCUAUUAGAACUUAUAUAUUUUCUUGGUCUGAAAUACUACUCUUCACUAAGUCAUUGGCGAAACAAAAAUUACAGCUUAGAUGAAACUUAAACACAAUUUACUGGACUUUCAAGCUAUAUAGAAAUAUCCACAACUGCCCCGUUCUCCACGAGAAAUAGCAAAGAAAAGUUUUGAUUCAAGAUAGCCUUUUCAGAUGGAUUAAGUUUAAACUUUAUGGUUAAAUAAGUAAAAUCAAUGGUGAAAAGUUUCAUUAAUGUCCUUAAUGUUCUAAAAAGUUAAAUUAGCUAAGCUCAUAAAUUUCUCUAGUGAACUUUGUGAAAACUUACAAACGAAAUAGCAUUUGAGAGAAAAAAAUAUGCAUUACAGCUGUCUUAUCAUAUUCUAAAAUCAAAAAUAAUUAAAUAAAAAAAAACUUUUCCUCUACUGCAUUUCCAUUACACUGGAGUAUGCUUUCGCUAAAAUAUUGUGAUAAUAAACGCGCAAGAACCACUAGAGAAUUUUUUUUCUGCGUGUCAACAGUCAACAACAUUUGUACCCGAAGAGUGGUGAAUUGAGGUUUAUUUAUCGAAGCAUGUGCAGAUGGACAGGGCGACCACAAAUAAGAAAUCGAUUGUUAUGAUAUUAAUGCUAUUCACGCAUUGCAAUCGACCAUAUAGUGAUGGAAUUCAAUCCCUAUGAAUUAUCAUAUCACGAUUCUUAUAUACGUAAUUCUUGGGCACUCAUCCAAGAGAUUUCGGGCUGUUGCUUUCUUCUCACAAGUAACUUUUGAACACAUAUAUCAGCACAGAAGUACAAGAAAACACAUAUAGGGUUUUGUCACAAAUCACUCAUCGGAAAUCCCAUAUCAUGUGGCACUUUUUUUUAACAAAAAUCUCGUAAAUCAUUUCUAUUUCAGAGGAACUUGUUGUGGGAAGACAAAAAAAGAAAUAGGAAAUAUUUAUGUUAAGAGUUGAUAAAGUUGGAUAAGACAAAAAAAAAUUGUUGAUGAUUUCUGUUGCGUGUCACAAUUUAUUAGUUUUGUAUUGAAAAUCUAAAAGAUGAUGAAACCAUUGAAACAAUAAGAAACAGAUGAUACAAUAAGAUUUGGUGUGGGAUAGAGAGGAUAUUUUUAUUAUUUUGGGGGUGAGUCAAGAGAAAGUCGCAUCUCCAAUUCCUGAGAAGAAUCAUUGCAUUAGAGAUUAAGUGUGUUAUUAACAAUUAAAGCGCUUAUAUUGUAAGUAGAAGAACAACAAUAUAAUUGUAAGAGCCUUAAGUGUCUUAUUGUUCAUUUGGUUACCAGUUUUAUUGAUACCACAAUUUUUUUAAGGAAAGAGAAUGAAUUUACAAAACAUUUAGUGACACAAAAAAUACACCCAUACAAAUUGUAGAAUUUUUUUCCAAAAAAAAAAAAAAAAACCCAAGAAAAAAUACUGUAUUUUGAAUGUGAGAAAAAAAACAGGCAAUUGAUAGAAAAGUUGCUAUUUAUGUUGAUGAAAAAUAUCCUUGUUGUAAAUUGUCAUUUUGGAUAAUGACAAUAAAUAAUGAUGGGAGACAAUAUCGUAUAGAAAUUCAAAUUAUUUCUCAAUGGCAAAAAGAAGUUAUAGUUUGAAGUGUUAAACGAAGUAUUUAGAACAAAAAGAAAAAAACAAUUUGAUGUUGUAUGGUAACUUAGCAUGAAGACAAGUUAAUUGGUGUAAGUGUUCACAAAAGAAAAGCAAUCAUUUGUUGAAGAGAAAAAUUAUUUAAAAAAAAGAAGAGUAAUUGUACGUAAAUUGAUUACAAAGAAUUUUUGAUAAAACAUUUUUGUAUGAUAUUUUUUCAUAAGCUAUUUCUCCUUAAUUUUUACAAGACCAGAGGUCAAUAACAAUUUGAAGAAAAGAUAUUGCAGAGAAUAAUCACAAGCGCGCUAAUAGAUAGAGAUUGUACUUUGUCCAUGUAAUUUGUAUAUUUUAAAAUAAGGAGAAAUUGCAGAUGGUAUAAAAGAAUUUAAAGAAAAAUAGUAACCUGAAAAUAUACAGCUACAAUCCGACCCAUCGAAUACCAAGUAUAGAAGAAAAAAAAGAAAGAAAGAAAAAGCUAGAAUGAUGUCUUAUUUGAAACCACAAAAGCACAAUAUAAAUUAAUAUCAAGGCAACAGCCACAAAAAUCCAUUAUACUGAGAGUGAGAGCACAUCAAUGUCACGAAUAGUUCUUUUAUUCUAUAAGAGAAGCACAAAAGAAAAAAAAUUAACUACACCUUUUACCACCCUCCAUGGUAUUUAAAUGCAAAUGCGCUAAAAAGUAUUGGAAUUGACUAAAAAAAAAAACAACCAGGAAAAAUUUGUAAAAAAAAAAAUGUUUACCAACUAUUUUUGGAUACUUUCUUACGAAUAGAGCAAUCAACUAAGAAAGACAUCAAAGAAGAAAAACCCUUUUUAAAAAAUUCACAAUGCACGGGCAUUUCCAUUGGUCAGACAGGUGGACAAUUGACGGGAAAAGUACAGCUAAAAUCUAAUGAAAUUGUGUCUGAAGGUGAGGGUGAAGAGUCAUUGAGUUGGCUUGUUUUUUUUUUACAUCAGAGAGUCCUCCCCUCUAAGCUCGGCAACAAACAAAUGAAAAAUAGUGUAAAACUCACGCGAAUAAUUAUCUCCAUGAAAUGCCAUUAGUGUCCAUUUGAGAGGACACUGAACGAGCUAAAAUAUUUUUCCAGGAGAGUAAGCGACUCUAUUUUUUUUUUGUACAGUAGGUGAACAUUUAAUUAAUUAGAGACGUACACCACGCAAUUGGUGAAAAAUGUAUGCGGCGGCGGCGGGAGCAUCACUGGGCUCGCGUCAGGCACGAAAACAGCAGCGUCAGCAGAACAACAAGAAUCGUGAGUUACUCAAGCAGGGUCUCAAGGAUAAGUUAGCCGCUAAGGCGGCCGGACCUGCAACACCCACCAAAAGUAGGCCCUUCCACCAGUUGCCGCCGAAUUAUUUGCGAACCCCAUAUGCCCAGAGUCGGAAACUUAGCGCCAGCUAUGCCCAACAUGGCAGUAAGAUGACAGUAGCCGAAGGGGGUCCGGGCAGCCCCCAUACUCCCCACCAUGCCCACCCACACCACCAGCACUUCCAUUCUUAUGACACACAGUGCCAAAAACCGACGUCGCCCACGCCGCCGCAACAUGACAUCCAUCGGCAGCAGCUCAUUAAGUCCGCCACAGCCACCUUCCCCCUAGUUUCGCGUGCCGAUGCAACGCCACCACCAUCACCAGGCCUUACACCGGCCGGCGAUCCGUCCUCCAACCUUCUCCUGAUCAUAGAUCAGCCGCACAAGGAGGGUCUCCAUCCCGUCGCCGACAGCAUCUUCGUAACUCCCGCCACACCGAUCGCCUCCCCUGGGCACGUCACGCGUCAGGGUAGCCCUACACUAGCCCUCCAGCUGCCCGUACCACUGGAGCGCAAGUGCAGCGUCUAUCGAGCCCGCAAGAUGGACGCUAUGGAGCCCACCGAUCCCAAUGCACCAACGGUCACCAUCAAAGUGGACGACGCCUAUGCCGUACCCUAUGCCUACGAUCCACUUCUGCCCAACGGCAAGUGGUGCCCUGCUGAGUACUGCGACUCCGAGCAUAGGCAUCUGGGUGUGUGCACCUGCGAUCACAUCGAGUGUGCCCAAGGAAGAGCCGCAUGGCUAGAGCGUGGACGUCGCUGUAGUGUCCAGGAAAAUACAGCGUCAUGCCACAGAAGAUGGGUCAAAAGGAAUCGAGUUCAUGACUCGUCAAUAGGCGGAUCAUCGGACGACGAUGACCUGCUGGGUGUACUUCAGGGUCCGAGUUCCUUUGCGAAUGCAUUCCUGUACGUAGGAUUAGGAACGGUGGCCAUUGGCCUCGUGAUAUCAUUCGUUGGAACUGGCGAAAAGGGAUUCAAAACUGUCGAAUUAAGACUCAUCGGACCAUCUCUUAUAGGUAUUGGAUUAAUUUGCUGUAUUCUGCGAAUAUUAUUUUGUGUUUGUCCAUCAAAUUGUUUAUCGAGUCGACGAAAUGUGGAGAAGAAAAAUGCCAAAAUUGAUGCUGAUCACACAACAUCACUUUUACGUAGUGAUAAAAGAGUGCAAAUUGCCCGUGGAGGUAAUUCACAGACCAAAUUGCAGACGCAUAAAACAAUGUCAAAAUCCCACAGUAAAACGAUAGAAGGGAUGGAAGCUCUUCGUCAUCUGGCAACAACGUCUUUGUUACUUCAAUCGGAGCCAAAGGUAUCAUCGAACCGAAUCGUUCCUGUUAUUCAGGAGCCAGAAAAGACAGAAGUAUGCUUAAUAAAUUUUGCAGAUGCUCCACUGGAAAUGCACAAUAUCGACUCCCACAAUGUGGACUUGUGCAGUAUUUCGGAUGAUGCUGCGAGUAGCAGUAGUGAUGAAGUGGAAGGUGCCUGUGGUGGCACAGAUCUAAUAGGCGAUACGGUUUCAAGUACACCCCGGGAUGCUGCGGAGGCUGUCCCGGAGCGUCUACCGAGCCUGCGACUGAGUAAGCUGCAUCGGCAGCGAACGCGUAGCAAUCAGCCGAUGGUAUCGCUUCCGGGUGACGUGGCUGAGACACAUCUCGAGGCGGAAACAUCACUGAUGCUGCCGCCAGAGACGCCAGCCACGGCGACAUCGCGACUCGUGUCGCCGCCGCUCAAUCCACACCUCAAGAGUCGGUACCCCAGCCCACUCCAGCCACCGCCAUUCAAUGAACAAUCAGUGACGAAUUUAACUUCCAUCACCCUUCCGACAUUGCCAGGUGAAGCUGAAUUAGUACUUAGUCCCUCUAAACUCGGUCAGUGAUGUGCAAUCAUACUAUUAAUCCACUUUUCAAACGUAUAAACAAUUUUAAAAGACAAAGCGACAGAGCACACGAAAGGGAUGCCCAAAAUGGCAUUAGCCAGCAAUUGAUUCCCGAAAGAGAUGUUUGUUGUUAGACAAGUUUAUUGUGGAAAAAGUUUAUGUGACGAUUAUUGGAAUUGCGAAUGAAUUUAGAUGAGGAUGCUAAUAAUAUAAAAAAAACUUAUAUUUAAUUUUGCAAUGUGGAUAUAUUGAGAAAAAAUUGCUGCUCCUUAUAGAUAAUAAUUAAAAAAAUGUAAAGAUUUUUAAGACAAAAAAAAAACUGAAGAAGAAAUAAGAAUGUUAAAAUUAUGUGAGGAAUACGAAUUGAAUUUCGAUGUGACGUAAAGUUUUCAAUUUCUUCCCACUCCUCAAAUAAUUAAAAGAAAAAGAAAGAAAUACCAAUUUUCACCCCAAGAAUUUGUGAUAAUUUUACCAUUAAUAAACUUUUCUUCCUCAUUUUUUUUUAUUCACAUACUAUCCUUGUACCUCUCUAUUUUUUUGCAACAUACUUUUCCAAACCCCAAAGAAAAACAGAACGAAAGAAAAAAACUCAACUAGAACCCACUGAAAAUGCAUUAAAUGAGCAACAAAAAACUAGGUAACAAAAUAAAAAACUUUCUUUCUCUACACAACCAAUAAUAAAAUUCAAAUAGAAAUAUCUAAAAAGCUCUAUUUAAAAAAAAAGCCCCAAUUGUACCUUGAACAUGGAAAAACUCUCUAAUCUAUGUGUUUUUCAAACAUAUCUUUGUAUUCAUGAUUUUCAUUUUUAAACAAAAUAUUUAUCAUACGAGUCAUAUAUAUUUAUUUUAUAACAUAGAGAAGAGAAGAAAUAUAUUUAAUUUAAUAGACAAUUCAGAUGGAAAAAAAUGUAGAAACCCUGAAAAUUGAAAGUAAAGGACGACGUAAUUCUGAAAAA